GAGAGAUAUUAUUUUUACUGUGAUUUGUAAAGAAAAAUUUUGAAAACAUAAAUACAGAUUUUGAAAUAUAGAGGUGACAGUUGCACACAGUCUCAUAUCUGUGUGUGAACAUGAGAACAAGAACACCGCUAGACAGGAUAGUUGGCGGCAUAUGUGCAUUUGCCCUUGGAAUAACAAUUUACCACGUCUACUGUAGUGGUAAGCAUCAAUUCAGAAGCGGUCGAGCGGUACUAGAUCUGUAUAUAUUGUCCGAACACGAGUUAGCAGGGCAGCUGAAGUUGAACGCACCUGUCGAACCGCCACUAGAGAAAUCAAUAGCGGUGAACAAGGAUGCACAGCAAUUCCGUGGAUUAGAGAGUGAAAACAAAGUUGCUGUUAAAGAAGAGAGCAACGAUACAAAUAUCCUCGACAAUUUAAAGUAUGAGUGGUUUCACCCGUCUUCGCGACAUUCACAUGCACAAUGGGAGGAAAGGGAGGAUUGGACAAGUCUACGAAGUAGCCUACCUAGGAUUGUUGUUUCUUUCACUACUACACCCAAUCGUAUCAAAUUCCUCUAUCGAGUAUUACACGCGAUCAAAGCACAAGAUCUUCAACCCGACGCAAUAUACAUCAAUGUUCCAAAAGUGUCUCGAAGAACUGGACAAGAAUACGUCGUCCCAGACUGGAUUGUGAAGCAUCCAAACAUUACCGUAAAUAUUGCGCGCAUAGACUAUGGACCUGCGACGAAGCUGUUGCCCACUCUAGAGAUAGAAACCGACCCAGAAACGAUUAUUAUUGUGAUUGAUGAUGACGUGUCGUUUGCUACAACACUCUUUUCUAGACUGGCUGAAUGGUCGAUCCGGCUACCGUCAGCAGUGAUUGGGGGUGGAACGGGUCUGAAUGUGACUUGCAUAAUUCAUGAAGAGAAAGACUUCCACAAAUACUCAGUUACGCGCGAAACAUGUCAACACAAUACGUAUGCUGGAUUUUUCACAUUCAUUCGAUCGUAUAACGAGUGGGCGUGUAUGCCGGGCGAGCAGAUGCUCGUAGAGUAUGGACGUGUUCAUUGUGUUGCUGGGGUCAUGGAUUUACCCCUGGCAGUCGAUAUAGUUGAGGCGCAUGAGGGUCUUGCGGUCAAAAGAGGAUUUUUUGAUGACAGUAUAUAUGAUUUCACCAAACUUCCGGAUGGCAGUCACUUGCGCGAUUGUUUUUUCAGAGUCGAUGAUAUUUGGUGGGCCCAGCACUUCAGUCGGAAGUCGAUACCCAGAUUUGUUGUGCCGGAUAUUCCCUUGGAGCACCUAGGUAUGGAACGUAUUUUUAAGGGUCGUGUGAAGUUGCCCUUUGCAGACAUUAGCGACUGGCCGACUGAAGAAGUCCCAAAUAUGGACGCGAUCGACUCACUUCACAACCAAGAUAGUAGCGGCUCACUUAGUAGUGUGCAGUGCAACGAACUGGCUAUUAAGUACAUAAACGGCACAAGUGGGUGGGGCGAUUUUCCUAGAGAGGAAGAGUACGUGAAGGAUACCCCACAACAGUAUGAUGAUUACCUAAAGAAAUUUUUAACGGAGAAGAACUACAAAGAGUGGAAAAUUAGGAUGUCCUUGACAAGGGAAGACUACGAAAUUCGCAGGCAUCAGAUGGGCUGGAUUUAAAUUAAUUUUCACAGCCUUCUAAAUUGAAUCAUAAUUUCAUAGCCUACUAAAUAAAAC
Molecule: messenger RNA, 1688 nt
Organism: Sphaeroforma arctica JP610
Lineage: Eukaryota; Ichthyosporea; Ichthyophonida
Exons: 1
Coding region: 111-1631 (506 amino acids)
Source: RefSeq, a predicted model, not a curated record